Molecule: messenger RNA, 544 nt
Organism: Octopus bimaculoides (California two-spot octopus)
Lineage: Eukaryota; Metazoa; Mollusca; Cephalopoda; Octopoda; Octopodidae
Source: RefSeq, a predicted model, not a curated record
CCAGUACAGGUGUCUACCGCUACAGCUAACCCAUCAUGCUCUAAAUUGUUAUGGAUCCUAUUUCAAUAAACCUUACCAAUAAUAAAAGAAAUCAUUUCAACUUAAGAUUCUGAACCACUGACAAAUAAAAGAUUUUGUCCGGCACUGCUUCUGACAUUAGUGCUUCAAAACAGCACACUGUCAAAGCAGUUAAACUGCUGAUCAUCGGUUGGGGUAGAGAUACAAAAUUCUAUCCAUCAUGGAUGGAAUGAAACUGCCCACACCUUUACUUUUAUAUCUGUUUUGUUUUCUUCACUAUAUAUCCUGCGAACAUCCCAGUUUUGAUGAACAUUUCUGCAAGACUUCAAGAGUACAGGAGAAAUACAAAAAUGCCACUUGUAAUCAGAAAACAUUUUACAAGAUGAUCCUCCAAAGUUAUAUGCCAGUUUUGAAUCAUACAAACUCCAAUGAACAUAAUCUACCAUUUUUAAAUAACCCACACAAAAUGUGUUUGUACAAAAACUGGGAGGAAAGGCAGAAUGCUAUCAGCAAACUGGAGACUUGA